This is a messenger RNA of Gongylonema pulchrum, 510 nucleotides long. NCBI's taxonomy places the organism in Eukaryota, Metazoa, Nematoda, Chromadorea, Rhabditida, Gongylonematidae. The record is from the annotation of a GenBank genome assembly.
CGCACUUUCCCAGAUCCAUGUCGCUGGUAUGCAGCUCGUUUGGCAUUUACUCAUACAUCAGCAGUGAUAAGCAUGAUUGGUUUCAUUCUUGGACUUGGCGAUCGACAUGGCGAGAAUUUGCUGAUCGACGUUAACAACGGUGAUGCGAUACACGUGGAUUUCAAUUUGCUUUUCAAUAAGGGGGAAAAUUUGAAUGUCCCAGAGGUUGUGCCAUUUCGACUAACGCGUAAUAUUGUUGCUGGUUUUGGUGCCACUGGUGUCGAAGGUGCUUUUCGCCGUGCAUGCGAAACGACGUUACGCGUACUUCGUGAGCAUGACGAAGCGCUUAAUACUGUUCUUCAGACAUUUGUACAUGAUCCUCUCCUGGAGUGGAUGCAUAGUGAGAGCAGAGCUCAACAGUAUAAACAGCGACAAGGCACCGGUACAAAACUGACACCUCCAGCUGCGCAACAACAGGCCCAAGAAGUCAUUGAUAUGAUUCGCUUGCGUUUAUCUGGUACCAUUUUGUGA